AAACAAAAAACCUAACCUCAAAAAACGUCUUCGAAACGUUUGGGUUUGGAAGUUCUGUGUGAAAGUGUAUAGAGAAUCUUGUGAAAAUGGGUGAAAAGAGGAAAAAUAUGGAAGAUGAAAUGUCCAGAUUUGAGGCAGAAAUCGCCACUCCGCCUGUGAAUAUGUUCAUCCCAAGUCAAGUUAAACAGCAGCCCAUCAUCAAUUCCAGCACCUACAGCCAGGUUCAGCAGAAGCUCUCUAGUGUACCUCCUCCACCUGUCCCCCCAAUGAUAAUUCCCCCCUUCACACCGCCCGUGGUGGCUCAGCCACAGCAAAUUGAGAAAUCCUACUCGACUGAGCCGACGCCCGUUGUCCUCAGUAGUGCCCCAAAAUUGUACACAAAUCGCCCAUCACCGAGUGUCUCAGCUCCAGCACAGCCUGCUGUCAUGGAUAUCUCCUCGCUUCAGUUCGAGGUGACGACAAAACUGAAGAAAUUGAAAACAGAAAAGCCUUCCGGACCAAAUCCCAUCGCCGAGGCUGCAAUUCAGGCAGCCAAGGCAUCGUCAGCCCUACAAAAUUUUGGUCAUGAAGAUCGCAAGGGGAAGAAGAAUAGAAAGACAAUCCGAAUGGCGGGGGGACAGGUGUGGGAAGAUCCAUCUUUGGCAGAUUGGCCAGAUGAUGAUUUUAGAAUAUUCUGCGGUGACUUGGGCAACGAUGUCAAUGAUGAACUACUCACGAGAACCUUCAACAAAUACCCAUCCUUCCAAAAAGCCAAAGUCCUUCGAGACAAACGCACGGGCAAGAGCAAAGGAUUUGGCUUUAUCAGUUUCAAGGAACCUCAAGAUUUCAUUCGCGCCAUGAAAGAGAUGGAUGGACGCUACGUCGGAAGUCGUCCAAUAAAAUUGCGUAAGAGCACAUGGAGGGCCAGGAGUGUGGACGUUGUGAAGAAGAAGGAGCAAGAAAAGAAGAUGCUUCAGCAGCUCUUUAAAGCGUAAAGGCGUGUGGCGUGGGGGGUAAGGAUAAAAUUUAUAAAUUAAUUUUGAACAAAAUAAAAAACAAUAAAAUUAUUUUCUCAAGUACAA
Molecule: messenger RNA, 1061 nt
Organism: Phlebotomus papatasi
Lineage: Eukaryota; Metazoa; Arthropoda; Insecta; Diptera; Psychodidae
Product: RNA-binding protein 42
Exons: 3
Coding region: 87-974 (295 amino acids)
Molecular function (GO): mRNA binding
Source: RefSeq, a predicted model, not a curated record